AUGGAUAAAAGAAAGAAGCCUUCAAAGAACGAUAAGAAGAGAGCUUAAAUUUAGGUUAUUUAAUAGAAGGAAGAUCAUGAAGAAUAAAACAGAGCUCCCUUAGUUAUGGUUCGUCACAACAGAGAAUGUGCCAGUAACAGAGUCUAUGACUUAAACAUUGAAAAUAUCACUAUUAUCUAAGGAGGUUAAGUUCUUCUUGACAACGCUGAAUUACAACUUACCCACGGAAGAAAGUAUGGUCUUAUUGGUAGAAACGGUGUUGGUAAAUCAAGUUUGCUUUACGCCCUCGCUAGAGGAGAUUACCCAAUCCCUGAACAUUUACAAGUUCUUCUCGUAGAACAAGAAAUGGUUGGUAACCACAAGAGUCCUCUUCAAUAAGUUCUUGAAACUGAUAUUGAAAGAGAAUAACUCCUCAAGGAAUAUGAAGAACUAGUUGCUAACAAUGAGGAUGAUGACAACACCCGUCUUAUUGAAGUCUAAAAGAGACUUUAAGAUAUUGAUUCUCACACAGCCGAAUCUCGUGCUUCUGCUAUUUUGGGUGGUCUCGGUUUUUCACAUGAAAUGAUUAUCAAUCCUUCUGAUAAGUUAUCUGGUGGUUGGAGAAUGAGAGUGUCUUUGGCUCGUGCUUUGUUUGUUUAGCCUGAUAUUUUAUUACUCGAUGAACCCACUAACCAUUUGGAUCUUGAUGCUGUUAUUUGGUUGGAAGAAUUCAUCGCUAAUAGUGAAAUGACCAUCCUCUUAGUCUCUCACUCACGUGCUUUCUUAAACUCUGUUUGCACAGACAUCAUUCACUAUUUCGAUUCUUAAUUAAAAUACUAUAAGGGUGACUAUGAUUAAUUCGAAAAGACUCGUGAAGAACAUUUGACCCUCCAAAAGAAGAAAUAUGAAUUUAACUAAGCUGAAAGAAGAGAAGCACAAGAUUUCAUUGAUAAAUUCAGAGCUAACGCAAAGCUUGCCUCAUUAGUCUAGAGUCGUAUUAAAGCUCUUGAUAAGAUGGAAGUCGUUGAAGAAGUCAAGGAAGAAAAGAAGACAAAUUUCCGUUUCCCUUAAACUGAAAAGUUAGUAUCACCUCUCUUCAGAAUUGAAGAUGUUAAAUUCGGCUACAGCCCUAACAAAAUUAUCUAUGAAAAUCUUAACUUCGCUGUUGACUCUGAUUCUAAGAUUGCAAUUAUUGGUGACAACGGAGCAGGUAAAUCUACCUUCCUCAAGCUCUUGACUGGUAAGCUUGAACCCAUAUCUGGUAACCAAUACAAGAACCCUAAGGUUUUCUACAGUUUCUUCACCUAACAUUUUAUUGAUCAACUUGAUGUCAAUCUUUCUCCUGUUGAAUAGUUAUAAUAAAAGUUCCCUGGAAAUAAAUCUGAACAUUAUCGUGCAUUCUUGUCUCGUUUUGGUAUAUUCUCAGAGAAAUAAAUCCGUCCUAUUAAGAAUCUUUCUGGUGGUUAAAAGUCUCGUGUUGCUCUUGCUAUUGCUUGCUAUACUGAACCUCACUUACUUAUUCUCGAUGAACCCACAAAUCACUUGGAUCUUGAUGCUAUUGAUGCCCUUAUUGAAGCUUUAUAAAACUACAAUGGUGGAUACAUUAUCGUUUCUCACGAUGAACAUCUUGUCGCUAAGGCUUGCAAUGAAAUAUGGUAUGUCAAGAAUAAAUCUCUUGUUAAAUUCAAAGGAGACUUCAAGGAAUAUCGUAAGGCUCUUAUCAAGAAAUAACUUUGA
Molecule: messenger RNA, 1716 nt
Organism: Tetrahymena thermophila SB210
Lineage: Eukaryota; Ciliophora; Oligohymenophorea; Hymenostomatida; Tetrahymenidae
Product: ABC transporter family protein
Exons: 1
Molecular function (GO): ATP binding; ATP hydrolysis activity
Source: RefSeq, a predicted model, not a curated record